Messenger RNA from Lindgomyces ingoldianus, 695 nucleotides. RefSeq lists its product as uncharacterized. Bases 132 to 545 code for a protein of 137 amino acids. The transcript is spliced from 2 exons. The record is from RefSeq and is a predicted model, not a curated record. Gene Ontology annotation, cellular component: mitochondrial matrix. Gene Ontology annotation, biological process: mitochondrial respiratory chain complex IV assembly. NCBI's taxonomy places the organism in Eukaryota, Fungi, Ascomycota, Dothideomycetes, Pleosporales, Lindgomycetaceae.
CUCACCACCUCCGCCCCGCCAACACGCACCCCGCAGUCCAUCCCUCUCCAGGUACAUCAAUUGGUCCGGCACAGUAAUGACUCCCAAAACCACGCACUGGUAGCCCUCCAACCCACCCACACCACGCCAAAAUGCCACCACACCUCCACCCGCGCUCACGAAUGACAACCUCCCUCUUCACCACCACACUCAUGAUAUCCUUCCUCGUGGUCGCCACCCCUCAUUUCCUCCCCUGUCCCGUCGACAACCGGGCGCUUGCCGACUCCGCAGACCCGGAUGCAUUAUCAGGACAGCCACGGCGGCGACGGAGGAAAGUACCAAGAGAGGAAACGUGCAAUGAUGUUAUGAGCGAGGAGCGGCGGAACCAGAAGGAGUUGGGGGAGUGGUCGACGCCGAAGCGGGAAUGUCCUGUGCCGAAACCAGGUGGGCUGAUUGGACAGGUGUUGGGGGUGAGGAAGGAGGAUGAGGGAGAGGAUGGGGAGAUAACACGAGAGGUUAGGAAGGCGAGGUGUAGGGUAAUAUCGAAAGAUGGGGAGGAGACAUGAUGAUGGAUGGUGACGCUGGAUUGAGCUAGGGUCGGCGGGGGUAGAACCAGGCUAGGGAAACUAGGCAAGCAGUAUAGAGGGGGUUCAAUUCCAUGGAGAGAAUUGGAUGUAUCAUAUGUUCGUAAUAGUAGGACAUGAAACAAGAGAAGG